AUGGUUGAAAGAGCGAAGGUGUUGGAGAGGAACGUAGUUGAGGUAGAACAACAGAAGAAACAACAAGUGGCUAGAGGGCCGAUCUUGUCUAGAAACAAUGCGAAUCCGAGAAGGACACCUUACGUUCAUCCAGCACAAUCAUCAAAUCAUAGUGGAUCGCAAGCAUUGGUUGCUGUCGGGCAGUCUGGGCAGCAGGGGAAUGUGACUUGUUUUCAGUGUGGGGCACCACAUUACUGUUCGUCAUGUCCUCAGCUAGUGGGAGGAAAAUACUGCACUUGUUGUAGGAGGAACGGACAUCUGGAGAAUGAGUGCAACAUGGGAGGACAAGCGGUGAUGAGACCACCGAACGCUGGAAGGAAUCAACCGAGAGGUGGAGGUAGAGCUCAAGCGGUUGGACGUGUAUAUGCCAUAACAGGGGCGGAGGCAGCAAGCUCAGCUGAGAGCGAGAUGCAGUUUGACUUGGUGGUGUCAACCCCAGCGGCUGGUGAGGUUAGGACGUCUACAGUCUGUGUUAGAUGUCCUAUUGAGGUAGAAGGGAGUAGGUAUAAGAUGAAUCUCAUAUGUUUACCUCUUAAGGAGUUAGAGGUGAUCUUAGGAAUGGAUUGGCUGACUAUCAAUCGCAUUCUCAUAGACUGUGGUGCUAAGGAGUUGGUUUUUCCUGGGAAGAUGAAGAAGUGUUAUCUGUGA
Vigna angularis (adzuki bean) is the source of this 687-nucleotide messenger RNA. RefSeq lists its product as uncharacterized. The coding region runs from base 1 to 687 and encodes 228 amino acids. The record is from RefSeq and is a predicted model, not a curated record. The transcript is spliced from 2 exons. Lineage: Eukaryota; Viridiplantae; Streptophyta; Magnoliopsida; Fabales; Fabaceae.